AUGUUUUCCUUUUCUUUGUUUUCUCUGUUUUGGUUACAGUUGAGAAUCACCGUCUGGUCACUGUGCACCAAAGCCGUAUCUUACAUCAAGUAUCCCAAAGCAUGUCAGAAAGGUAUAGAUUUCAGCAGAGAUGGGUCCUAUAUGGCCUUGGCUGAACGUCGUGACUGCAAAGACUUUGUUAGUAUAUUCGUGUGUGACGACUGGCAUUUACUCAGGCAUUUUGAGACUGAGACACAGGACCUGGCAGGAUUGGAGUGGUCUCCAAAUGGCUGUGUGCUGGCAGUAUGGGACAGUUGUCUAGAAUAUAAGGUGUUGCUCUACUCUUUGGAUGGCCGGUUGCUGUCAACCUACAGUGCCUAUGAAUGGUCGCUGGGUGUCAAGUCUGUAUCCUGGAGCCCCAGUAGCCAGUUCCUUGCAAUUGGCAGCUAUGAUGAAAAAGUGCGCAUCAUCAAUCAUAUCACAUGGAAAAAAAUCACACAGUUUGAGCACCCUGCAACAGUGGAAAGCACAAAAGCUACUGUGUAUAAAGAAGUGGAGAGAAGGCCAGCUGUUGGCACUGACGAAAUGUCUCUGCACAACAUCACUACUGGCAGCACACUCUUCAACACCCAGAGUAAAUAUGAGAUAUGCUCACUGCCAUUCCAAAUUCCUGUGGUCAAACCAGACCCAGACCGAGCCAACCCCAAGAUUGGGGUCUCUGUUUUGGCAUUCAGCUCAAACAAUCACUAUCUAGCCACCAAAAAUGACAAUAUGGCCAGUGUUGUUUGGGUGUGGAACAUGCAGAUGAUGAGCCUGGAGGCUGUGCUGGAGCAGACAUCAGCAGUACGAUGUUUUCAGUGGGACCCACGCCAUCCCCGGUUGGCGCUAUGUACUGGCAACACCAAGCUCUAUCUCUGGUCUCCAGGAGGCUGUGUUGCUGUUCAGGUCCCAACUGAAGGUGGUUUUCAAGUUCAUUCUCUGAACUGGCAUUGCAGUGGCAACUCCUUGAUACUGCUUGGAAAGGACCAGCUGUGUUUGUGCUACAUGGAAACUGAUGAAGAAGACAAGUAAAGUACACAAAAAGAAAAUAACUGGGUCAUAGUUCAGUCUUAUUUAGCUGUACACACAAGCUGAGUUAAUGACCAGUGAGAACACUCCUGAACAUGUUAGAUUUGCAUAUGCUGGACUGUAGCUGUUCUUAAAAGUGUGGGCUACUGGAACAUUGAAAGCGAUUCCUACUGAUAAAUAUGUACUCAGCACUAGUUGCAAACACUGUGAGAAUGUGAAAGUUUACAAUUUUCUAUAGAUUUCACUUAGUGCUAGAAUUUCCUGUUUCACCUUGAAAUUUUAUAUUUGUUCUAAAUAAACUUUGUCAUAAAUA
Messenger RNA from Neolamprologus brichardi, 1360 nucleotides. NCBI's taxonomy places the organism in Eukaryota, Metazoa, Chordata, Actinopteri, Cichliformes, Cichlidae. The record is from RefSeq and is a predicted model, not a curated record.